AUGGCCGAGAACCAGCAAGGUGACCUCUAUUAUCAGGCCUUAGUGGCCAAUAGAUGGGUUGAAGAAGAGCCAGAAAUGGUUCAAGAAGAGAAUGCAGAAGCGAGACCCAAAGAAUAUAUGGUAAUGGACUAUGAGAAUGGUGAAUCUGAGGAAGAGUCAUAUAAAGGAGAAGACAUGAAGGAAACCCCUAGUGAACCCCACCAUUCGAAAACCCCACCAGACCAGCACACAGUGCAGGAAAGCGCUACUGAAUGUAUACGCUCUCUCAAAAAAAUAAGUAGCCAACCUCAAGCAACAACUCUUUGCGAAUCUAGGGCCAUUCGAGUAAGAUAG
Molecule: messenger RNA, 333 nt
Organism: Lactuca saligna
Lineage: Eukaryota; Viridiplantae; Streptophyta; Magnoliopsida; Asterales; Asteraceae
Source: the annotation of a GenBank genome assembly